AUGCAGGCGUUAUAUGGAGUGAAAAACGAUGUUGUAGGAAAGACUCGAUUACGGAGUAUACUGUCAUAUGGUGCUGUUAUGACAGUGAUAUGCAUAUCAUUUCUUAGUUUUUCUAGCAGUUCCUUUGAUAUUAUAUCGAAGAACUUGGAUGAAGUUUGGAAAUCUGCGGAACAUCCCGAAGAUGAAGGUAUUAAUCUGACUUGCUCCCACGGCUUUACAAGAGAAUGCACUGCUUCCUUGAAGAUGAAACAUGUUGUUGUGGACAAUUUUUCAAUACAAUUUGCUUAUUCCCGAGCAGCAGGAUGGGUUGGUGUGAAAUUUUUGAGCGAAAAUGAAUGGGUUUUUUUGAGACACACUAAUAACCGCUUGCUUGUCAGGAUGUUGGCUGAUUCUAAUAUGAAGACUUUUUCGCUUGAGAACCGUCAGGACGGCAAAGGACUACUCACGAUAUGGAAGAAAAAAGGUGUAUAUGUGUUCUUAAUAUGUUUUGUUGUUGGACUAUUUAAAUGGAUUGAUCGGAAAUUUUUUUUGAAUCACUUAAGAAAACGAAAUCUGCAAUGUCGUGUAAAUAAAUUUCUACAAUCGGAUACACGGAAGAAAAUGGAAUAA
Molecule: messenger RNA, 609 nt
Organism: Trypanosoma rangeli
Lineage: Eukaryota; Euglenozoa; Kinetoplastea; Trypanosomatida; Trypanosomatidae
Exons: 1
Coding region: 1-609 (202 amino acids)
Source: RefSeq, a predicted model, not a curated record